AUGACGGCGGGAGAAAUUCGCAAAUUUCCCCAUGAUCCAGUUCUGGUUAAGCUGCUAAAUGCAGCACGGCAGACGCCAUAUACUGAAGAGAUCAUUCACGAUGCCCUUGGUUUCGAAAAGAGCUACCCUGACCUGCUCAGUGACAUCCUAGCGACGCGAGAGCUUUUAUGGGCGCGGUUACCCCCUUCUGCAAUAAAUGGUCGAGGUCUCUUACUUGAGAAGAACCAGUACAUUGCCAUCCUUACAAAGAGCGGUUAUGAGUUUCUUGUUGCUUUCUUCUCAAUCCGGACGCUGGGUGGAGUAUGCAUGCCAUUAGGUUCUGGUGUUCUCCCUGAAGAGGCGCAGUACUUUCUCUCAGCGGCAAACGCGAUGUGCAUGCUCGCUGGUAGCAGCAGCAUGGAGAGGGCUGUCAGUAUCGGCACCUAUAUCCAUGAGCACGGGAAGCUAGGAACGCUGCUAGUCUUGCCCAUAUCGUGCGAUGCACAGCGUUCAAAGAAUCCCGAAAUUGUGAUUGACGACACCUGUCUAAUGGACCCGAAUGGGCCAGGUUUAGUAGUAUUUUCGUCAGGUACUACUCGACACCCGAAAGGAGCGGUAUUACCGCGACGAUGUUUUUCUGGGGCACAACCAAUGGAACCUGGCGCGGCAGCUCUCAACUACCGCCCGGGCCAUUGGAUUGGCGGUGCAGGAAGUCUAAUACGACCCGUACUGUCGGGUAAGAAGCUAUACAUCCUCAAAGUAAAAUCUAGGAAUGCUCGUGCAGGGGUUGUACUGGAAGCUUUUCGUAACUAUCAGAUUACCCACGCUGCCUUUUCCCCAGACGUGUUGCGGCGGAUGAUGGACUUAAUGACCGGCCACAGUGGCCAGCUUUCCCAAGAGCAGAGGGACAAAUGGUUCAACAGCUUCAAAGAUCUAUCCGCACUCAGGUGUUCCGCUGGGAUGCUUGAGUCGUCAACGAGGAAGUUCUGGACAGAUCUAACAGACCUACCAUUUGAAAAUAUUUACUCCACUACCGAGCUUGGAGGAGCCGCGAUCAGGGGGCGAUCUGGGAUACAAGGCUCAAUUGGGACUCCUCUACCAGCAGUUAAAGUUAAACUCUCAGAAGGAGACCGAGGCGAGCUCUGCGUCAAGAGCCCAAAUAUGUUGAUACAUUAUAUCGGUGACAAAGACGCCACUCAGAACGCGUUCGAUAACGAAGGAUACCUCAAGACAGGAGAUCUCGCCAAUCUUAAGGAUGGUCAAUACGUGUUUGCCGGCCGAGCGAACGCUGAUUAUGUGCAAUACGGCAUCUUCAGAAUCCCAGCCCUGCUUGUUGAGAGCAGCUUAAUGGACCUUUCGUACAUAUCCGAAGCAUGUAUCGUCGCCGUGCCCGACAAGAACCUCAAACACUUGUGUGGAGCUGUCGUUCGGCUUAAGCCUGUUGGCACACCUCCUACGGGGCAAAUUAAUCUGGCCCUAAUUAGGUCCGAUCUAGAGGGUAACUUGGCAACGUGUAUGUUGCCCGCUCUUCUCCGAAUCCUGAGGGACGAAGAGGAACUACCAUGUACGGCAACUGGGAAGCCAAUAAAGAAAGAAAUUCUCAAAAUCUACUUUGGGAGUACAGACGGAGCGCAAGUCGACAAUUACCCUCCAGGAGUAGAGCGAUGCGAGUUGCCAAAGCCAGGUGAGGAGAUCACCAAACCAUGGGAUUGGGGUGGACUACAAUGUGAGGAUUAA
Molecule: messenger RNA, 1716 nt
Organism: Venustampulla echinocandica
Lineage: Eukaryota; Fungi; Ascomycota; Leotiomycetes; Helotiales; Pleuroascaceae
Exons: 5
Coding region: 1-1716 (571 amino acids)
Biological process (GO): fatty acid metabolic process
Molecular function (GO): medium-chain fatty acid-CoA ligase activity
Source: RefSeq, a predicted model, not a curated record